Ostrea edulis (European flat oyster) is the source of this 5717-nucleotide messenger RNA. RefSeq names its product fumarate hydratase, mitochondrial-like. The record is from RefSeq and is a predicted model, not a curated record. Gene Ontology annotation, molecular function: fumarate hydratase activity. Gene Ontology annotation, biological process: tricarboxylic acid cycle; fumarate metabolic process; malate metabolic process. Gene Ontology annotation, cellular component: mitochondrion; tricarboxylic acid cycle heteromeric enzyme complex. The transcript has 9 exons. Lineage: Eukaryota; Metazoa; Mollusca; Bivalvia; Ostreida; Ostreidae. Bases 105 to 1502 code for a protein of 465 amino acids.
CUGGACGUCCCAUUUUAGAGUUAUCUCCCGGAACAAGUUUUGUUGCAGGUGACGACGAAACCAAGGAACGGCAAGAAAUUUACUUUUUAGACCAGAGUUCCAUAAUGACCUCCCAUCGGAUAGAGGCUGACAGCUUUGGAGAAAUUCAGGUGCCAGCAGACAAGUAUUAUGGGGCUAACACUGCACGAUCCAUCAUCAACUUCAACAUUGGUGGACCCACAGAAAGGAUGCCCCUUCCCAUUAUCAAAGCAUUUGCCAUUUUGAAGAAGUGUGCUGCAAUUGUGAACCAGGAGUACGGUCUGGAUCCCAGUAUAGUCAGCCAUAUUGUUAAAGCGGCUGACGAGAUAAUUGAUGGCCAGUUGUGGGAGCACUUCCCCCUGGUUGUGUGGCAGACAGGAUCAGGAACUCAGAGUAACAUGAAUGUCAAUGAGGUGAUCAGCAACAGGGCUAUACAAAUGAUGGGAGGGAAAAUGGGCUCCAAGACGCCGGUUCACCCAAAUGACCAUGUCAACAUGUCCCAGAGUUCUAAUGACACGUUUCCCACAGCUAUGCACAUCGCUGUUAUCCUAGAAGUCAAUGAGAGGUUGUUACCUGGGUUACAGAUCCUACACAAAGCCCUAGCAACCAAACAGGAAGAGUUCACGGAUAUUAUAAAGAUUGGCAGAACUCAUCUCCAGGAUGCCACACCUUUGACCUUAGGUCAAGAGUUCAGUGCCUAUGUGCAGCAGAUUGGAUACGGAAUACAGAGGGUGAAUGCCACACUCCCACGCUUGUAUGAACUAGCCGCCGGGGGAACAGCAGUAGGGACUGGACUGAAUUCCAGAGUUGGUUUUGCAGAAAAAAUAGCAGCCAAAAUAGCAGAAGAAACAGGAUUUCCUUUUGUGUCUGCUCCAAACAAAUUUGAAGCUUUGUCAGCACAUGAUGCUAUGGUUGAACUCCAUGGAGCCUUGAAUGUGUUAGCAUGUAGUUUACUGAAAAUAGGUAAUGAUAUUCGACUUUUGGGGUCAGGGCCUCGUUGUGGAAUCGGUGAACUCUCUCUACCUGAGAAUGAGGCUGGAAGCAGUAUAAUGCCAGGAAAGGUAAAUCCAACUCAAUGUGAAGCUUUGACCAUGGUAGCAGCGCAAGUGAUGGGAAAUCAUGUUGCCGUGACAAUGGGUGGAAGUCACGGCCAUUUCCAGUUGAAUGUGUUUAAACCAUUAAUCGUCACAAAUGUUUUACAAUCUGUUCGGCUAAUUGGAGAUGCUUGUGUGUCAUUUUCUAGGAACUGUGUUGAUGGAAUAAUUCCCAAUACUGAAAAAAUCAACAGAUUUGUGAAUGAGUCUCUUAUGCUUGUCACUGCCUUAAAUCCACACAUAGGUUAUGACAGUGCUGCUAAGAUUGCUAAACACGCCCACAAGUCUGGGAGCACUCUGAAGGAGACGGCUGUGUCACUUGGGCUCCUGACCGCAGAGGAAUUUGACGUCAAAGUCCAGCCAAAAGACAUGCUCGGGCCAAAGUUAUAGUAGUACAAAUGUUAGAGCACAGUGAAUAAAGUAAAGGAACAAAUGAUUAAAGUUUCAGAGGAAAAAAUAGGGUCCUUGUAGUAUUUUAGGAUUCAAUUUAUAAGUCUAGUCAUCAUCUAUUGAAUUGUAAGUAAUGUUUAGUUAUUGCUUUAAAAACCCAUAAGCCACAGUGCAUGAACAUUAAGAAUUCAAAAACUGUUCACAAGUAGUCAGAAUGUUUGUUAAAAUGAUUAACAUGUACCAUUUCAACGAUAUUUUGUGUAAACAAUGUAUACACAUUUAUAGGGUUAUAUUCAGGGGAUGAAAUUUGAGGUAUUGUGACUUUACAUAUCUUGUGAGGGUAUGUUAUAUAGAAAUGUAAAUAAUAGUCGGAUAUUGAGAUCAAUCUGCAAUCAUGAGUAAGAGUAAUCUAUGUAUAUAUGUUGACUAUUGAUGAACAUGAAUUUUGAGGUGCCUUGGACUUUAACAUUCCAUGUGCUAGACCAAUUGUAAACAUAGUUAGAUAGGCAGCUGGUAUCUGUAUUUGGUUUUUGUGAGUUGUGAUAUUCUCUUUAUGCCCUGCUAUGCUCUAUAUCAUGUCCACUUUAUAUCUGUUUGUCCAUCUAAUUCCAAACUACUGGAGAUGCUUUCAUUAAACUUCAAACAAUCAUAUGUCUUGGUGAGAGCAUUUGAUUUUAUAUAUUUUUUACAUUGACCUUUCAUAUGACCUUGACCAAUCAUCUUCUGGCACCAUUAACAAUGGCUUCAUGUUUAAUAAGACAAGUGGUGCAGCUGAGGAUGGGGAGGAGGAUGCUUAGUGUGUGCUUCAUUUUCCAUUUGAUUCAGUUGGUUAUUUUAAAAGUUUUAGAACAUUUGUAGACAAAGUAGUAGGCGCUACAUGUACCAAACUUACAGGUACAUAAGUUUUGAGAGUUACAAAGAUGAGUGACCAGCAUGUUGCUAAGGCUUAGUGUGACCUACUAAGGCUGAGUGUGACCUACUAAGGCUAAGUGUGAUCUACUAAGGCCGAGUGUGACCUACUUUUUCUCUUUUAUUGAUUGAAUUAUGGUCAAUUUUAAGCAAUGUGUAAGAUCUAGCUAUGUGUUGCAAACUUUUAAAAUUCCUCAGUGGUGAAUGUUUAAAUUGUGGAUAUGUUUUAUUGUACCCCACGCAAGGAGGUUGCGGAGGCUAUAAUGUUUUUGACCCAUCUGUCAGUCCCGUUCUUGUUAAUGCAACACCUCUGAGACCGCUCAACAGAAUUUUGUGAAACUCUGUAGUUAAUAAGGACACACUGUGUAGAUGUGCAUAUUCCCAGGAAAUUCUGAUUCAACAAUUUUUCUGGAAGUUAUGCCCCUUUUAAACCAUUCUUGUCAGCACAACUCCUCUGAGACCGCUCAACAGAAUUUCAUGAAACAUUGUAGUUAAUAAGGACACACUGUGUAGAUAUGCAUAUUCCCAGAAAAUUCUGAUUCAAUAAUUUUUCUGGGAGUUGUGCCCCAUUUGAACUUAGAAUUUUGAGCCCGUCUGUCCUGUUCUUGCAGUAAUGCAUAGCAUUACCAUUCAUUAUGUGCAUCAUUCUCAAGCAAUGUUGGGAGUGUGGGGUAUGUGAGCUUGCUCCACUUUUGCUUUCUUUCAUGUUUUCUAGUGUUGAAUCUGUGAGGUGCGGACAUGCUUUGGUUUCUCCAGUGGUGAAUCUGUAAGUUAUAGGCAUGCUUUGCUUUCUCCAGUGGUGAAUCUGUGAGAUGUGGACAUGCUUUGGUUUCUCCAGUGGUGAAUCUGUAAGUUAUGGGCAUGCUUUGGUCUCUCCAGUGGUGAAUCUGUAAGUUAUGGGCAUGAUUUACUUUCUCCAGUGGUGAAUCUGAAAUGUGGGCAUGCUUUGGUUUCUCCAGUGGUGAAUCUGUAAGUUAUGGGCAUGAUUUACUUUCUCCAGUGGUGAAUCUGAUAUGUGGGCAUGCUUUGGUUUCUCCAGUGGUGAAUCUGAGAUGUGGGCAUGCUUUGGUCUCUCCAGUGGUGAAUCUGUAUAAGUUAUGGGCAUGAUUUACUUUCUCCAGUGGUGAAUCUGAAAUGUGGGCAUGCUUUGGUUUCUCCAGUGGUGAAUCUGUAAGUUAUGGGCAUGCUUUGGUUUCUCCAGUGGUGAAUCUGUAAGUUAUGGGCAUGAUUUACUUUCUCCAGUGGUGAAUCUGUAAGUUAUGGGCAUGCUUUGGUUUCUCCAGUGGUGAAUCUGUAAGUUAUGGGCAUGCUUUGGUUUCUCCAGUGGUGAAUCUGUAAGUUAAAGGCAUGCUUUGCUUUCUCCAGCGGUGAAUCUGUAAGUUAUGGGCAUGCUUUGGUUUCUCCAGUGGUGAAUCUGUAAGUUAUAGGCAUACUUUGCUUUCUCCAGUGGUGAAUCUGUAAGUUAUAGGCAUGCUUUGCUUUCUCCAGUGGUGAAUCUGAGAUGUGGACAUGCUUUGGUUUCUCCAGUGGUGAAUCUGUAUAAGUUAUGGGCAUGAUUUACUUUCUCCAGUGGUGAAUCUGAAAUGUGGGCAUGCUUUGGUUUCUCCAGUGGUGAAUCUGUAAGUUAUGGGCAUGAUUUACUUUCUCCAGUGGUGAAUCUGAGAUGUGGACAUGCUUUGGUCUCUCCAGUGGUGAAUCUGUAAGUUAUGGGCAUGAUUUACUUUCUCCAGUGGUGAAUCUGAGAUGUGGGCAUGCUUUGGUCUCUCCAGUGGUGAAUCUGUAAGUUAUGGGCAUGCUUUGGUUUCUCCAGUGGUGAAUCUGUAAGUUAUGGGCAUGCUUUGGUUUCUCCAGUGGUGAAUCUGUAAGUUAAAGGCAUGCUUUGCUUUCUCCAGCGGUGAAUCUGUAAGUUAUGGGCAUGCUUUGGUUUCUCCAGUGGUGAAUCUGUAAGUUAUAGGCAUACUUUGCUUUCUCCAGCGGUGAAUCUGUAAGUUAUGGGCAUGCUUUGGUUUCUCCAGUGGUGAAUCUGUAAGUUAUGGGCAUGAUUUACUUUCUCCAGUGGUGAAUCUGUGAGAUGUGGACAUGCUUUGGUUUCUCCAGCGGUGAAUCAGUAAGUUAAAGGCAUGCUUUGGUUUCUCCAGUGGUGAAUCUGUAAGUUAAAGGCAUGCUUUGCUUUCUCCAGCGGUGAAUCUGUAAGUUAUGGGCAUGCUUUGGUUUCUCCAGUGGUGAAUCUGUAAGUUAUAGGCAUACUUUGCUUUCUCCAGCGGUGAAUCUGUAAGUUAUGGGCAUGCUUUGGUUUCUCCAGUGGUGAAUCUGUAAGUUAUGGGCAUGAUUUACUUUCUCCAGUGGUGAAUCUGUGAGAUGUGGACAUGCUUUGGUUUCUCCAGCGGUGAAUCAGUAAGUUAAAGGCAUGCUUUGGUUUCUCCAGUGGUGAAUCUGUAAGUUAUGGGCAUGCUUUGGUUUCUCCAGUGGUGAAUCUGUAAGUUAUGGGCAUGCUUUGGUUUCUCCAGUGGUGAAUCUGUAAGUUAUAGGAAUGCUUUGGUUUCUCCAGUGGUGAAUCUGAGAUGUGGGCAUGCUUUGCUUUCUCCAGUGGUUAAUCAGUAUGAGUUGUGCGCAUGCUUUGAAUGUGUAUAUUUUCUGCUUGUUUGACUUUGAUUGGAGUCACCCGUAAUAUGUUACAUGUACAUGCAUAAACAAUGAUAAACAAACAUGUCCUCGAUCUGUUGUAAUUCUGUCUACAUUUAAGGUGUGUAGUUCCGUGGAUGUCCUAGAUCUGUUGUAAUUCUGUCUACAUUUAAGGUGUGUAGUUCCGUGGAUGUCCUAGAUCUGUUGUAAUUCUGUCUACAUUUAAGGUGUAUAGUUCCGUGGAUGUCCUAGAUCUGUUGUAAUUCUGUCUACAUUUAAGGUGUGUAGUUCCGUGGAUGUCCUAGAUCUGUUGUAAUUCUGUCUACAUUUAAGGUGUAUAGUUCCGUGGAUGUCCUAGAUCUGUUGUAAUUCUGUCUACAUUUAAGGUGUGUAGUUCCGUGGAUGUCCUAGAUCUGUUGUAAUUCUGUCUACAUUUAAGGUGUGUAGUUCCGUGGUUAUAUCCAUUACAUACAGUAUCAUUGUCCUAUGGAUAGUUAGGUUUGUUUUCUAUUUGACAAUUUCAGUUAUAUAUACUUCGGUUCUCUUCACAUGUUUUAUAUAGGAUGACAUCUCUCGGUUGUCUUCACAUGUUUUAUAUAGGAUGACAUCUCUCAUCUUGUCAAAACCUUAUCCCAUUAUCUCAAUCUUCAUUGUUCAAGAAUAAAAAAUGGGGAAAGUGCCAAA